CUACCUUUCGCUCUCAUGAUGGCCGGAGCUCCCAUGGAGGUCGGUGGUAGGACACCUCUCCCGGCAAUUGAUGAGGCACUGCUCACAGGUCUCGUCGACCGCUGGCGUCCUGAGACACACACUUUCCACUUUCCUUUUGGUGAGAUGGCAGUAACACUGCGGGACGUGGCCAUGCUGACCGGGCUUCCAAUAAGGGGUGCCCCGUUAAUAGUUUCGCGACCCGCAAGGGAGCAGUGGAAGGGUUAUGUUGCAGAUAGGUUUGGUGUGCAAUACGACGGGAAGGAUGCUGGCCUCUCCAUGUCCUGGGUUCAUGGGCUGACACAGUUCGGUCCAUGCCCACUGGAUGCGGACGAGAAUACACUUAUGCAACACUAUGAGGUGUACUUAUACGUCCUGCUCGGAGGCAUCAUGUUCUGCAACACGGCAGGCGAUUAUGUCGUCCCACAUAUUGUAUGGUUAGCAGCCCACCUCGCGUCACAUCCUUAUGAGCCUACAUCUUACAGUUGGGGAUCUGCAGUGUUGGCUGCAACCUACAGAGGAUUGUGUGAUGCAACCCAGCGAACAAAGAGGAAGGCAACCAUUACAGGGUGCUUACAUCUCUUACAGUUAUGGAGUUGGGAAUGA
Phragmites australis (common reed) is the source of this 624-nucleotide messenger RNA. Its product is annotated as serine/threonine-protein phosphatase 7 long form homolog. Bases 16 to 624 code for a protein of 202 amino acids. NCBI's taxonomy places the organism in Eukaryota, Viridiplantae, Streptophyta, Magnoliopsida, Poales, Poaceae. Gene Ontology annotation, biological process: meristem development; meristem maintenance. The transcript has 3 exons. The record is from RefSeq and is a predicted model, not a curated record.